CGCCCGUGGCGGCCGGUCCUCCGCCCCGCUCCCCGCGCCCCUGGCCCGAACCCCGGCCCGCUGCACUGUGGGUAGACGGCGGCGGAGCCGGUGGCGGAGCGGGGAGGCACGCGCCGAAGAUGGCCGAGAAGCAGAAGCACGACGGGCGGGUGAAGAUCGGGCACUACGUGCUGGGGGACACGCUGGGCGUGGGCACCUUCGGCAAAGUGAAGAUUGGAGAACAUCAGUUGACAGGCCAUAAAGUUGCAGUGAAGAUCUUAAAUAGACAGAAGAUUCGCAGUUUGGAUGUUGUUGGAAAAAUAAAGCGAGAAAUCCAAAACUUAAAACUCUUUCGUCAUCCCCAUAUUAUCAAACUAUACCAGGUGAUCAGCACACCAACGGACUUUUUCAUGGUGAUGGAAUAUGUGUCUGGAGGUGAAUUAUUUGACUAUAUCUGUAAACAUGGACGGGUUGAAGAAAUGGAAGCCAGGCGGCUCUUUCAGCAGAUUCUGUCUGCCGUGGACUAUUGUCAUAGGCAUAUGGUUGUACACCGUGACCUAAAGCCAGAGAAUGUGCUGUUGGAUGCACAUAUGAAUGCCAAGAUAGCCGAUUUUGGACUGUCUAAUAUGAUGUCAGAUGGUGAGUUCCUACGAACAAGUUGUGGGUCUCCAAAUUACGCAGCACCUGAAGUCAUCUCAGGCAGGCUGUACGCGGGUCCUGAGGUUGACAUCUGGAGCUGCGGUGUGAUCUUGUAUGCUCUUCUUUGUGGCACCCUCCCUUUUGAUGAUGAGCAUGUGCCUACAUUGUUUAAGAAGAUCCGAGGAGGUGUGUUUUAUAUUCCAGAGUAUCUCAACCGCUCUGUUGCCACUCUGCUGAUGCAUAUGCUGCAGGUUGACCCCCUGAAACGCGCAACUAUCAAAGACAUAAGAGAGCAUGAAUGGUUUAAACAAGAUUUGCCCAGUUAUCUGUUUCCUGAAGACCCCUCUUAUGAUGCUAAUGUCAUUGAUGAUGAGGCUAUAAAAGAGGUCUGUGAAAAGUUUGAAUGUACAGAAUCAGAAGUCAUGAACAGUUUAUAUAGCGGUGACCCUCAAGAUCAGCUCGCUGUGGCCUAUCAUCUUAUCAUUGACAAUCGGAGAAUCAUGAACCAAGCCAGUGAGUUCUACCUCGCCUCUAGUCCUCCAACUGGCUCCUUUAUGGAUGACAGUGCCAUGCAUAUCCCCCCAGGCCUGAAGCCUCAUCCAGAAAGGAUGCCACCUCUAAUAGCAGACAGCCCCAAAGCGCGGUGUCCCCUGGACGCUCUGAACACAACCAAGCCCAAAUCCUUAGCUGUGAAAAAAGCCAAGUGGCACCUCGGAAUCCGAAGCCAGAGCAAGCCUUAUGACAUCAUGGCUGAAGUUUACCGAGCUAUGAAACAACUGGAUUUUGAGUGGAAGGUAGUGAAUGCAUACCAUCUUCGAGUAAGAAGAAAAAAUCCAGUGACUGGCAAUUACGUGAAAAUGAGCUUACAGCUUUACCUGGUCGACAAUCGGAGUUAUCUUUUGGACUUUAAAAGCAUUGAUGAUGAGGUGGUGGAGCAGCGAUCUGGUUCCUCGACACCUCAGCGUUCCUGUUCCGCAGCCGGCUUACACAGACCAAGAUCCAGUUUUGAUUCCACAACUGCAGAGAACCAUUCUCUUUCUGGCUCUCUCACUGGCUCUUUGACCGGAAGCACUUUGUCCUCCGUUUCCCCUCGCCUGGGCAGUCACACCAUGGACUUUUUUGAAAUGUGUGCCAGUUUGAUCACUGCUUUAGCCCGCUGAUAAUCUUCCACUGGCUUAUGUCUUUCUGUUACUGCACUGUGAAAAUCAGAUUUAUCCUUUAAAUUAUUAUAUCACUCCUGGAUAUUAAAUAAUCUACAGAUGUUGAGAGACAUGAGUAUUUCAGGGGACAUGCAAGGUCACUGAAAUUACUGAAAACAAAAGAGUUGACAAUUUAAUUUUAUUGUGCCUAUAGUAACUUCACAUAGGCAUUUUCGUUAAUGGGUGAACAUCAAAGAAGCCUGUUAAUUCACAGUUGUGCGCUCACUAUACCUGAUGAACACAUCUCACUGUUGAGCCAUCUAACCUAAGGACGGCUUGGCAACACCUUCUCACUUCACUGUUUAGUGUACAUUAAUACAUUUUACUUCCCAAGUUUCCCUAGUUUUUAAAGAUGUGUUUAUGCUCCCAAUUUUCUUGUACAGGCUCAAAAUACAAAGUAACCAUUACCAAAAUAUUAUUUAAAAGUUGAAAUUUUCAAAGCUCACUUCCCAGACCUCUGAAACUAAAUUCUGAACUUUGUACAAAUCUUGCCUAGUGUUUACCAGAACCAGUGUGGUCUUGUCACAGGUUCUGGGUUCCAUAGAAACAACUGUGAACAUCUUAGGGCUUUAGCUUGAGAUUUCUCUGAAUCAUACAGAUCAGUCUUCCAGGUUCUACUUAAUAUUGGAACAAGUUAGAAUGGCAACAAUCAAUCAUUAUCUUUUCCAGAAGCGUAUACAAGGUUAAAACAUAUCUUCAGAAUCUGCCUUUCUUAGAUUUAUUUUUUCAUUUUGCCCUAAAUGAUAAAAUAGUAUACGACAGAACUUGGGGCAUGGGGUAGCUCAGUGCUAUUAAGCUAGCAUAUACAAGGUCCUGGGUUCAUUCCUGACCACCAGAAAGAUAAA
Messenger RNA from Perognathus longimembris pacificus (Pacific pocket mouse), 2662 nucleotides. It is a transcript of the gene Prkaa2, whose product is annotated as protein kinase AMP-activated catalytic subunit alpha 2. Gene Ontology annotation, biological process: intracellular signal transduction; protein phosphorylation. Lineage: Eukaryota; Metazoa; Chordata; Mammalia; Rodentia; Heteromyidae. The coding region runs from base 120 to 1778 and encodes 552 amino acids. Gene Ontology annotation, molecular function: AMP-activated protein kinase activity; ATP binding. The record is from RefSeq and is a predicted model, not a curated record. The transcript has 9 exons. Gene Ontology annotation, cellular component: cytoplasm.